UUGUUGCUACAGUGAACGCGAUGAUCUGGACUGUACUUCUUCUCGUAAAUGGAAUUCUCUUCUUUCUUUUGCUUUCAACCAGAUCGAGGUCAAAGAGAGAGCCCCCCUUAGAUAAAGGUUGUAUUCCAUGGUUGGGACAUGCCCUGGAAUUUGGGAAAGAUGCUGCUAAGUUUUUAACACGCAUGAAGAAGAAACAUGGUGACAUUUUUACAGUGCGAGUGGCAGGGCACUACGUCACCGUCCUGUUGGACCCACACUCGUACGACGCCGUCCUCCAGGACUCUGGAUCUCUGGACUUCUCCCGCUAUGCCCAGGUGUUGAUGGACAGAAUCUUUAAGCUGCGUCUCCCCAGCCACAACCCUGCAGUGGAGAGAGCCAUCAUGAAGCAACACUUCCAGGGCAAGAAUCUCACUUGCCUGAGGAGCACCAUGCACAGCAACCUCCAUACUUUGCUGACAUCUGAGAUGCCUCACAACCAGACGAACUGGAAGAGCAGCGGGCUGUUCAACUUCUGCUAUGGUAUUUUAUUCCGGGCGGGAUACCUCACGCUUUUUGGAGGGGAGCAAAACAACAAUGGCACAGAUGCCAAGCAGAUCUACAAAGAGUACCGGAAAUUUGAUGGCCUCCUGACGAAAAUGGCACGGACCACUUUGAAUUCAGGAGAGAAGCGGGUGGCCGGUGGGACCCGUGAGCGGCUGUGGGAGCUGCUGUGUCCGGCGGGCCUCGGCGAGAGUUCCAGCCCGUGGCUGCGACACUACCUCCAGCACCUGCAGGAGGGCGGCGCCGACGACGACACCCAGACCAGAGCCAUGCUGCUCCAGCUGUGGGCCACACAGGGUAACGUGGGACCUGCAGCGUUUUGGCUCCUGGCAUUUCUGAUUAGUACUCCAGAGGCCAUGAAGGCAGUGAGGACGGAGUUCAGCAGGGUCUCGCUGACCACAGACACAGCACAGGCUCCAACACUGGACCCCACACAGCCAACCCCUGUGUUCGACAGUGCCCUUGAGGAGGCAUUACGUCUCACUGCUGCCCCCUUCAUUACCAGGGAGGUACUGCAGAACAAGACUCUGUGCAUGGCCGACGGACAGGAGUAUGACCUCAGGCAGGGCGACCGCGUGUGUCUCUUCCCCUUCAUCAGCCCACAGAUGGACCCCGAAAUCUACCACGAGCCCGAGAAAUUCCUGUAUGACAGAUUCCUGAAUGCGGACGGGACUCCGAAAAGGCUGUUUUACAAAGGUGGCCAGAGGCUGAAAUACUACACCAUGCCCUGGGGAGCAGGCAGCAACGCGUGCGUGGGAAAGCCUUUCGCUAUCGAUGCCAUUAGACAGUUUGUCUACUUGGUGCUGACUCAUCUGGAAAUGGAGCUGUGUGAACCAGAGGCUGGGCUGCCAGCAGUGAACACCAGUCGUUAUGGGUUUGGAAUGGUGCAGCCUGAAGGGGACAUGUUCAUCAGAUACAGACAGAGAGUUUGCCACAAUAUCUUAUAAUGUAUUGCUUAUUAUUUAUUAUGAUAACAGUGUUUUUUGUUUAUGAAGUACCACUUCUAUACAAUCACUUGAUAUAUUUUACAAAUAUAGUAAUGUAUAAGUAAUAUGUAUCUGUACAGUAUGCAUAAAAUGAGAUAUAUAUUUAUGUUGAAUUAGAAUUCAUUCAAAAUGUAUUGUUGCACAACUUUU
Messenger RNA from Alosa alosa (allis shad), 1676 nucleotides. Its product is annotated as prostacyclin synthase-like. The record is from RefSeq and is a predicted model, not a curated record. NCBI's taxonomy places the organism in Eukaryota, Metazoa, Chordata, Actinopteri, Clupeiformes, Clupeidae. The coding region runs from base 21 to 1487 and encodes 488 amino acids. Gene Ontology annotation, molecular function: monooxygenase activity; iron ion binding; prostaglandin-I synthase activity. The transcript is spliced from 10 exons. Gene Ontology annotation, biological process: prostaglandin biosynthetic process.